Molecule: messenger RNA, 991 nt
Organism: Drosophila biarmipes
Lineage: Eukaryota; Metazoa; Arthropoda; Insecta; Diptera; Drosophilidae
Product: putative mediator of RNA polymerase II transcription subunit 17
Exons: 2
Coding region: 55-921 (288 amino acids)
Source: RefSeq, a predicted model, not a curated record
CCUCCCGGGGUUAAGAGAUUUCAUCGAAAAUUGCUUAGGAGAGCGGCCAUCAAUAUGCGUGGAUUUAUCAUUUUGGCUGUCUUGGCUGUGGCUCGCGCUGAUGUGGGCGGCUACAACUAUGGAGCAGGUGUUGGUGGUUCUGUCGGUGGAGGCUCUAUUUCUGGGGGCUCCAUUUCGGGAGGCUCCCUCUCAGGAGGCUCCCUCUCAGGAGGCUCUAUCUCGGGAGGCUCCCUCUCAGGAGGCUCUAUCUCGGGAGGCUCUUUCUCGGGAGGUUCUAUCUCCGGAGGUUCCCUAUCUGGAGGCUCCUACUCCAGCAACUAUGCCCCCGUGAGCAGCGAGUUCAACAAGGAGUUCUUCACCUACUCCGCCCCCGAGGCUGACUUCGAGGACACCAGGAGCAUCGGUGACCUGGCCCAGUCCCUCAAGAAGAACCUGCGCGUGGUGUUCAUCAGGGCGCCCGAGAACAAGGGUCUGGAGAACGCCGCCCUGGCCCUGGCCAAGCAGGCUGCCGAGCAGCAGACCGCCAUCUAUGUGCUGACCAAGCAGGGCGACCUCUCCAGCCUGGCCAACCAGCUGCAGAACCUGAACCAUGUGAGCGCCAGCAAGCCGGAGGUGCACUUCGUCAAGUAUCGCACCCAGGAGGAUGCCAUCAAUGCCCAGCGGACCAUUCAGCAGGAGUACGAGCGAUUGGGCGGCUCCUCCACCUCGCACAAUGGAGGCGUGGCACCUGUGCUGGACUUUGCCACCAAGGCGCAGCAAGUGCAGCAGGUGCAGCAGGCGCAGCAGCAGCAGCUGAUUGAUGAGCGCAGGGCUUCCGCCGGAAGUGUAGCCGCCGAGCUGGAGGCUCCCGCGGCAGGAUAUAUCCCACCUGCAGCUGCUGCGCCCAGCUCCACCUACCUGCCGGUGAACAAGGUCAAGUAAGCGGACUGCCCAGCCCACAUCCUCUAACUGCUACUUUAUAAAAUACAAACUUAAUUUAAUGUGUACCCAA